Molecule: messenger RNA, 6104 nt
Organism: Hemiscyllium ocellatum (epaulette shark)
Lineage: Eukaryota; Metazoa; Chordata; Chondrichthyes; Orectolobiformes; Hemiscylliidae
Product: alpha-1,3-mannosyl-glycoprotein 4-beta-N-acetylglucosaminyltransferase C-like
Exons: 5
Coding region: 693-2102 (469 amino acids)
Biological process (GO): protein N-linked glycosylation
Molecular function (GO): acetylglucosaminyltransferase activity
Source: RefSeq, a predicted model, not a curated record
AUUACCACAUGGCUAUAUAGCAAUCCUUCCCUAUAUCAAAUAAUUCCCUAGGCUGAAGAAUUGCAUUACACGUCUUGGUUGAGCUGAUCCGACUGCGUUCUGCAAACAAUCCUACAGUGGCUGUGCUUAAAGAGAUCAGCAGACAAGCGGCUAAGUUAACAGAUGGGCAUCCCUAACAAGCUGCUGAGUGGUUUCUGAUUUACAUGGCACAGUGAGUGAGAGGCCCCGGGACCACGCCGGUAACCCGUGCUACAAACAGAUGCAGAUGGUGAACAUUGCUCUGUCGGCUCACAGGAGAUGUUCUCUCUCUCUCUCCGGCUGUCGAGUAGUUAUCAGCGAUUGCUUAUCAAGGGGGAGGGGGGCAGCCGAUGCAGCAGGGAUCUGUGACUAACCCCCUUCCCUCUCCAUCGACGCUAACAUGACUUGGUAUAUGUAAGGACACAAAUAUACAGUGAACACAUGGAAAAAAUCCGACUGUUAUAUGGACACAGCUCCUGCACUGUGCUCUCUUCACUCUCAGGGCCAGGAUUUACAAACCUCGUGUGAAAAGGCACUAGAGAAGAGAUUGGAAAUGUGCACAGCAAAGGGGUGGAUACUUUCGGCCAGAAAUCGAAAAACCAGAUCAGCAACCUCUCCAGAGUGAGACUGAAAACAGCCCUUACUCAUGAUCAACUCGGAAAAAUUCUGCUGCAAUGAGAUGCUACUGGAAACGAUCGGUGAUGGUGGUUGGUUUCUUCCUAUUUGUUUGUCUUUUCAUGUUCCUCUUUAUGAACAAUGAAGAAGGGAGCAUAUUGGAAGAAGAAGAAAGGAGAUUGGCCAAAGAAAUAGCUGUACAGCAGUUGUAUUCAGAGAGGAAUGUGCAGAACUUCAGGGAGCUGAUAAACUUUUCUGCACCUAUUAAUGUCACCUAUCAAUAUUUAGCAGGUUAUCCUUUACUGAAAAAGAAAUAUCUUACAGUAGGACUGUCUUCAGUGAAACGAAAACGUGGGAAUUAUCUCUUUGAAACGUUAAAAUCCAUAUUUGAUCAGUCCACAAAUGAAGAGCUCACUGAGAUGGUGGUGGUCGUACACUUAGCAGACUUUGACAUGGCAUGGAAUGCACAAAUAGUUCAACAGGUUUCCAGAAAAUUUGCUCACCAUAUUAUCUCUGGCCACUUGGUUAUCAUUCAUGCUCCCCAAAUGUACUAUCCAUCUCUAAAAGGUCUGAAACGAAAUUAUAAUGACCCAGCUGAUCGUGUGACUUUCAGGUCAAAACAAAAUGUCGACUAUGCUUUCCUGCUCAAUUUCUGUGCAAACUUAUCCGAAUAUUACCUAAUGCUGGAAGACGAUGUUCAAUGUGCCCGUUCUUUCCUAACAGCCAUCAAGAAAGUCCUUGCUUCAAAGGAGGGUUCCUAUUGGGUGACAUUAGAGUUUUCCAAGUUGGGUUAUAUUGGAAAACUUUACCAUUCUACUGACCUUCCAAGAUUGGCCCACUUUCUCCUAAUGUUUUAUCAGGAGAUGCCAUGUGACUGGUUACUGAUUCAUUUUCGAGGCCUUCUCACUCAAAAAGAUGUCAUCCGCUUUAAGCCUUCCCUUUUUCAGCAUAUUGGAUAUUAUUCCUCUUUCAGAGGGACUGAAAAUAGGUUAAAGGAUGAUGACUUUGAAGAGGACUUCUUUGAUAUACCUGACAACCCGCCAGCCACUAUCUACACAAGUCUCAAGGUAUUUGAGAACUAUGACCCCAGCAAAGCUUAUAGUAAUGGUGAUGCGUACUUUUGGGGAAAAUCACCCUCAGCUGGAGACUACUUCAGUAUUGUAUUCAUGAAGCCAAUGAAUGUCACCAGAAUCCAUGUUGUCACUGGUUCAGAAGAUAGACAUAAUGAUAUUCUUCACUCUGGCAUCCUUGAAGUUGGAAAGAAUCCAAAAAUAACGCAGAAGGGUAAAGAUUGCUCAGACUAUGUUAAACUAAAUGAGUUCCAAAAAGGACUGUUUGAUAAAAAAGAUAUCAAUACCAUCAUUGAUUUCAGUGUAGACUGUGUGCGAAUAUCUAUAACAAACAGUCAAAAAGACUGGAUAAUUAUUAGAAGCAUCAGUAUUUGGGUAAAGCACAACAACCCUCUAUGACGACAAUAUAUCCCCAAGUAUCAUUCUCUUCCUUACUCUCCUCAGUGACUCGUGCUGGGACAUAGUUCUGUGAGGGUAUCUUACUAAAUGGUUUCUUGUUUGUGGGUGAGCUUAGACAGUAAAUGAUGUCAGCCUAUUCAGUGAAACAGUGCCACAGCUCACUGAUGUCCUGGCACCUAUUAGGAGUGUGGUAAAUGGUGAUUGGGACCAAAGCCUUGGUUGAUUUGUACCACCUGCCCUUAUCUCAGUCCAAGGAUAUUGAAAUACGAAGUUUGUUUUCAAAGCCAAUUGAAAUUACAUUAGUGCAUCUCACUUACUAAGUUGAACUGAAUACCUACCAAUUAAUUUUUUUUUCAGAUCGAUAAAAACUUUUAAUAUAUAAUGAAAAUAAUUCCAAAGGAUCGUGUGAUGUUUUGAUUACCAGGCUAUCUGCUGCCAACUAGCAUUCCAUACCAAAUGAUUCAUUCCAAAUAUAUAGCACAAAAAAUUAAUUAUUUCAAAAGAAAUCUUGCGUUCUCUAAUUCUUGUGUGCCUGUUUGUUUCCAUACAAUUUCAGUGUGUAAGCCACCAUUGCAUUAUGACCCUUCUCCCUCAGAAGUAAGUGGUCUGACCAGAGAUUUGAAUGUGAUGGCGUUCAACAGAUCCUCCAUUUCUGCCCACUGAUGUAAUAACCUAACUGGUACUGAAAAGAAGGAGCCAGAACAAGUUUAUUAUGCCAAGGGCCAAGUUGUAAUGGAAAUUCAUGAAUCAUCCAAAUGUGCUCACAAAAUAUCUGGGACAUCUGUUCUACCCAACACCAGCUAUUAACAAGCACAAUGAGAAUGCAGCAUUAUUAUGUGUGUAAAUGGUUUAAAAUCAAAAGUUUAGAUUGCUGAACAAAGCUAUCUUGAAUUCAUGAUGCGGAGGUGUGGGUGUUGGACUGGGGUGGACAAAGUUAAAAGUCACAUGACACCAGGUUAUAGUCCACAGGUUUAUUUGAAGGUACAAGCUUUCAGAGCACUGCUCCUUCAUCAGGUCACUAGUGGAGCAGGAUCAUAGGACACAGAAUUUAUAAGUAAAAGAUCAAAGUGUAAUACAACUGAUCUAAUGUAUUAGACAAAUCUAGCUGUUAAGUCUUUAAUCACUUAGAACGGGGAUGCAGGUUAACCACUUAAUUGGCAUGGAGAGAGGUUCUGUGCCAAAAUAAGAGUGAUAGAUGUGCUCUCCAAACUGAAGAAUUAACAGGGGACUUUGGGUUGAGUGGUGUUGCAAACUGUAAUAAAGAAUACAUAGCUGAGAGGGUAUUUCAACAGGAAGGCACCCUCUGACCAAUCUCUUUGAAAAUUGGUUUAAAAAAUAGAGAAACCAGCUAGGCUACUGCCAGUAGGAGAAUCCCGCUGGAAGGUGCCAUUUGGCUGCACCCUCAUCAAGGCAGGUAGGGAAAACGUGAACUCCCCUGGAUGACUGGCACAGAUUCUGCCAAUAGCUGCCCACCUUCAGGCAGUUAAAUUACUGCUUUCUCCCCCUCACUUCUUUCUUCCCCUACCAACAAAAGAAAACUGAUAUCAGGAGAUUGAAGGCUGACUGGAAACUCCCAUUUAGUGUCCUUGGACUAUCCUUACUUAACAAGACUCUUAAUUAGCCUAAAUGGCUGCAGCCAGCCCCUUCAGAUUCCAAAUCCACCUCAACCUCUCUAAAUGGGCAACAGGGUCAGGAAGCUGACACAUCCAUCUCUGUUCUACACCUCACCAGGGCCUGAAAACUCUGCCGUCACGUUGAUGCAAAGACAGAAUGGAACAGAGUGAGGAGAAUAUCGGCAAUUUACAUAAUUCUGUGAAUUAGGAUGAGCUACCAGGAAGGUCACGAUUUGACGAUGCUGGUGUUGGACUGGGGUGUACAAAGUUAAAAAUCACACAACACCAGGUUAUAUUCCAACAGGUUUAAUUGGAAGCACUAGCUUUCAGAGCGUCGUUCCUUCAUCUGGUGGUUGUGGGAACACAAUUGUAAGGUACAGAAUUUAUAGCAAAAGUUUACAGUAUGAUGUCACUGAAAUUAUACAUUGAAAAAUACUUUGACAAUCAAGGUAUUUUUCAAUGUAUAAUUUCCGUUGUGUCCUCCACAACCACCUAAUGAAGGAAUGACGCUCUGAAAGCUCGUGUGCUUCCAAUUAAACCUGCUGGACUACAAACCUGCUGUUGUGUAAUUUAUAACUUUGUACCAGGAAGGUGAGUUGCUUCUGAAUAGAGGUUUAUUUGUGUCUGUAUUGAGAAAGCAAGGGUGACAGGUGGAAUUUCAAACCAUUAACCAUCUGAGGGAGAUUCACCGUCUUCUGUAAUGUUGGUUAUUGAUAAGGCGUUAUGUAUAUUUGUGCAAACCUUUGUACUAUAAUUCAAAGAAUGCCUUUACUUUGACGUAUUGUAUAAAUUGAUAAAGAAUGUGAUUAUUACUGUUUUCAAAGAAACUUUGAAUAUGAACUUUUAUUCAUGAACACCUAUAAAUAUGGAAAUGUUUACUCUUGUGCUUUUUUUUAAGGUGAAGGAAGAGUUGUUUGAAUGUUUGAGUAGUAAUUACAACCAUGAUCCAUUACUAUUAGAAACGUCAUAAUAUAUUUUCAUGAGUUGUUUUCAAAAUAUACCUCUUUCAUCUGAAUUUCGACUGUUCCAAAGGAUGCAAAUUAAAACGAUAGACCGACAAAAUGCAACCUAUUCUGUUCAAGCAUAGAGAGAUUUUCUGUAAUUUUUUUCUCACUAACCAGAAUGUGGUGUUUUGCAAACACAUGAAGUGUGCUAGAACUGAAAGUAAUUAUAACAAGGAAGUAUUGUGCCCUGUUAAUAUUGUAUAGGAAAACAUCCAAAUUGGUUGAUUUGCAUGCUAGCCAAAGUUGACUUUUUAUGGAAUUACGUAACUAAAGCUGGCCACAGGAACAACACUAGAAAGAUUGUUAAACGUUCUGGUUAAAUUAGUCAACAUCAGUUCACAAUGAAGGCUUUGCAAUGCAUUGAUCAUUUGUAAAUGGUCUGCAUUGCCAGUGUGAAACAGGUUAUUCUGGAUCCAUGGGUCCCAAAGCUUUUCCACCCUCUGCUCUUCCUUGUGCUCUGUUGUAGACUGAUUAGUCAACAAUUCCUCAUUAUCGUUAGAUUAUGCACCUACCAGGAUGCUGGAAGACCAUCUUGAUGGAUCUUUUAAUCGUUCAGCAAUUCCACAUUUACUAGGUCAGAUUGCAAAGUGCUUUAAAAGUUCAUUUUACACUGCUUGAAUCCACACUCCUGCCUCCAUACCCCUGACAUCCAAGUCUUGUGCAGCUGGUGGCAAUCUCCAAGUGGAAUUGUUUGAUUCUUUGAGUGCCAACUGUCAAAUUUGUUAUAACUGGAAAGUUUGCUUUACCAUUGGCCCAGUUACAAUGGAGCCUUGUAGGUAUUUUAAUCGACGUAUUCGAGAAUAUUAGGAGAGGGAUGUGUCCAAUGCACCAGAAAAACCUUCAUAUUUGAGUCUUGUAUUGGGAGCCAGAACAGACCUUGCGUGGUGGAAGAGUUUUAAGUGUCAGAACAGUAGCAAUGUGCCAGCAGCAAUCCCAUGGCACUGCAAAACCUGUGGUUUAGGUGGACUUCUGGAGUUAUGCCCAUUGCACAGAUUGCACUUAGCGAGUUCUUACAGAUGUUGAAUUAAUGAGCUGUUAAGUGACCUGUGUAAAGGACAAUUAUCAAUUAUGCUUAUAAUGGGCAUGAACAGGUCUACUGAUUUACGUAAUUAAAUCAUGUAAAAAUCCUGUUUAGUUUUGUCAGCAUUUGGGAAAUUCCAUUCUGCAUUUCCAUGAUUGUUAUUUUUCAAAGGAAAAUGUAAAUCCAUGAAUAUGGUUGGAGCCCAUUUAUGUAGCUCUUGAAGAGUACACUGUGUGUAUGUACUGAACUACAAAUCUCUUUUUACAGUGCACAAACAAAACAAGCAUUUUGCGAAGUUUAUAAAUGUGUACAGUGUGGAUGCUCUGAAGGGAGUGGGAAAGAAUAAAACUUUGUACAACCAGAA